Messenger RNA from Polistes dominula (European paper wasp), 8049 nucleotides. RefSeq names its product Down syndrome cell adhesion molecule 1 (gene Dscam1). Gene Ontology annotation, cellular component: axon; plasma membrane. The record is from RefSeq and is a predicted model, not a curated record. Gene Ontology annotation, biological process: dendrite self-avoidance; axon guidance; homophilic cell-cell adhesion. Gene Ontology annotation, molecular function: cell-cell adhesion mediator activity. Lineage: Eukaryota; Metazoa; Arthropoda; Insecta; Hymenoptera; Vespidae.
UGCCUCCCCUUCCCUCCCACAAGGCGUGCAGAACUGAAGUGGUGGUAGCGUAGCAGCACCGUCGAGGCGAGUGACGCCGUUCACCGGCUCACAUUCUUCGGUCGUCUACGGUCGAAGAAACUACGCGAUCUUCGUUACGUUCGUUUACGAUCGACGCGCAUCUGUAAGCCCUGCUGUCAUUUUCGGUGAAAAUCAGUGCGAUCAGGAUGUGGCGUGAACCUCCAGGAGGGGGGUGUAAAGCACCUACCUACAUCUUUACAAUGAUUUUACUGGCUUUACUGGCAUUGACUCAUGUUACUACCGCUGAAGAUGAAUCUAUGGGACCCGUUUUCGUUAAGGAACCACCAAACAGAGUCGACUUCUCAAAUGGAACUGGAGCUGAAGUUGAAUGCCGAGCUAGAGGAAAUCCCCAACCGGACAUUAUCUGGGUUCGUGGUGAUGGUACUGCUGUUGGAGAUGUUCCUGGAUUGAGACAGGUCCUACCGAACGGAAAUUUGGUCUUCCCUCCUUUCCGCGCCGAGGAUUAUCGUCAAGAGGUUCAUGCUCAGGUUUACAGCUGUCUCGCACGUUCUCCAGCCGGUUCAGUUCACAGCCGAGAUGUUAAUGUAAGAGCCGUCGUCGCGCAACCUUACCAACCGGAAAUCCUGACGGAGUAUGUAAUAAGGGGUAACAGCGCGAUCUUGAAAUGCAGCAUCCCGAGUUACAUCGCUGAAUUCGUUACCGUUGAGGCAUGGAUAAGAGAGGACGGAGAGGUCUACAUUCCGGAGGAUCCUGCUGUUGGGCAGGGUACUAGAGAUGGUAAAUACUUGGUUUUGCCUUCUGGAGAAUUACAUAUCAGAGAUGUUGGACCCGAAGACGGAUACAAGACUUAUCAAUGCCGUACGAAACACAGACUCACUGGAGAAACAAGAUUAUCUGCUACUAAGGGACGUCUCGUCAUUACCGAACCGCGUGGUAGUGUUCGACCAAAUGUCAAGGAUAAGGAUGUCAAUUCCAUGAAAAAAGUCAUUUCUAUAAACGAAAUGAUUGGUCUCAUAUGUCCAGUUCAAGGCUUCCCAGCACCCGCAUUCAGAUGGUACAAGUUUAUUGAAGGCUCAUCCCGUCGUCAACCUGUUCAGCUAAAUGAUCGUGUUCGUCAGGUUAGCGGUACUCUGAUCAUUCGUGAGGCUCGUGUUGAAGAUUCUGGCAAAUAUCUUUGCAUCGUUAACAAUUCCGUUGGUGGUGAAAGCGUGGAAACUGUUUUGACCGUUACUGCACCGCUUGCCGCUGAAAUCGAACCCAGCACCCAGACAAUUGAUUUUGGAAGACCAGCUACCUUCACUUGCAACGUUAGAGGCAAUCCGAUUAAGACGAUCUCAUGGUUGAAAGAUGGAAAGCCACUUGGACUUGAAGAACCAGUACUCAGGAUUGAAAGUGUUAAGAAGGAAGAUAAGGGAAUGUAUCAAUGUUUCGUUAGAAAUGACCAAGAAAGUGCUCAAGCAACCGCUGAAUUGAAACUUGGAGGAAGAUUCGAACCACCACAGAUCCGCCAAGCUUUUACCGAGGAGACUCUUCAACCCGGACCCAGCAUGUUCCUAAAGUGUGUUGCCAGCGGAAAUCCUACACCUGAAAUCACCUGGGAACUUGAUGGAAAACGGUUAUCCAACACGGAAAGAGGACAAGUAGGACAAUACGUUACGGUCAAUGGUGAUGUCGUCUCUCAUUUGAACAUCUCUAGCAUUCAUACCAACGAUGGAGGUCUUUACAAGUGUAUUGCUGCAUCAAAGGUUGGCUCUGCUGAACAUUCCGCUCGUCUCAAUGUUUAUGGCUUACCAUUUAUUCGUCACAUGGACAAGAAAGCUAUCGUCGCUGGUGAAACUCUACGUGUUACUUGCCCUGUUGCUGGUUAUCCCAUCGAAAGCAUCGUCUGGGAACGUGAUACCAGAGUACUUCCCAUUAACAGAAAGCAAAAGGUCUUCCCCAAUGGCACCCUCAUCAUUGAAAACGUCGAACGAAUGAGCGAUCAGGCUACUUACACGUGUGUUGCCAGAAAUGCACAAGGAUACAGCGCUCGAGGAACAUUGGAAGUUCAAGUUAUGGUCUCCCCACAUCUGCAGCCAUUCUCGUUCGAUGAGGCCAACUCCGGUGAUCUGAUAAUCGUCCAUUGCGCGGUCGUUAAGGGGGACACACCGAUUUCGCUCAAGUGGUUGUUCGAGGGACGCCAUUUAGAAGUAGGAGACGGAGUGGGUAUCACCGCGUUUGGGGAUAGAGUAUCGGCCUUGACGAUACCGUCCGUAAGGGGAGAACACGCCGGAGAAUAUGCUUGCGUUGCCGAUAAUCCAGCCGGUCGUGCUAGGCACAGUGCACAUCUCAAAGUGAACGUCUUACCACGCAUCAGUCCUUUCGAUUUUGGGGAUCGACCGAUCUAUGCCGGACAGGCUGCUCAGCUAGCGUGCAUGGUACCGGUCGGCGACACACCGAUUGAGAUCACCUGGACAUACGAGGGUCAACCCUUGUCGCAAUAUAUGGGAUACAGCGUCGGGAAAAUCGGACCACGAACGAGUAUACUUCUGAUCGAGCCAGUUACCCCAGACCACGAUGGACGUUACGCGUGUCUCGCUAGUAAUCCGUCGGGAAGAGCGGCACACGAAGCCAGGUUACGAGUCCACGUACCACCUCGCUGGAUUCUGGAACCUACCGAUAAAGCUUUCGCACAAGGCUCUGAUGCACGCGUUGAAUGUAAAGCCGAUGGUUUCCCGAAGCCCCAGAUUACAUGGAAGAGAGCUGCUGGAGAUACGCCUGGUGAAUAUACCGACUUGAAAAUGAGCAAUCCUGAUAUUAGUGUUGAAGAUGGAACUCUCUCGAUCAAUAACAUUCAAAAGACUAAUGAAGGUUAUUAUCUUUGCGAGGCUGUUAACGGUAUCGGAGCUGGACUUUCUGCUGUGAUUCUCAUCUCUGUUCAAGCACCUCCCCAUUUUGAAAUCAAACUCAAAAAUCAAACUGCAAAACGUGGCGAACCAGCUGUAUUACAAUGCGAGGCACAAGGCGAGAAACCAAUUGGCAUUUUAUGGAAUAUGAACAACAAGAGACUUGACCCGAAAAGCGAUUCACGUUAUACCAUCCGAGAAGAAAUUUUGGCUAAUGGUGUUCUGUCUGACCUUAGUAUCAAGAGAACUGAAAGGAGUGACUCGGCUUUGUUUACCUGUGUUGCAACGAAUGCUUUUGGCAGCGAUGAUACCAGCAUCAACAUGAUUGUUCAAGAGGUACCGGAAGUUCCUUAUGGUCUUAAAGUAUUGGAUAAGUCUGGACGUUCGGUUCAAUUGUCGUGGGCAGCUCCAUAUGACGGAAAUAGUCCCAUGAAAGGAUACGUUAUCGAAUACAAAAUCAGCAAAGGCUCCUGGGAAACUGAUAUCGAUAAGGUACUUGUGCCUGGCUCUCAACAAAACGUUGCUGGUGUGUUCAAUCUUAGACCUGCCACGACUUACCAUCUCCGAAUUGUUGCCGAAAACGAAAUUGGAAAGUCUGACCCAUCUGACACUGUAACUAUCAUCACCGCCGAAGAAGCUCCAAGUGGCCCACCAACUUCUGUUAGAGUUGAUGCUCUUGAUCAACAUACUCUCAAGGUAACUUGGAAACCACCCCCACGCGAAGAUUGGAACGGCGAAAUUCUUGGCUAUUAUGUCGGCUACAGGCUUUCAUCCUCUGACAAACCAUACAUGUUUGAAACCGUUGAAUUUUCGAAGGAAGAUGGAAAAGAACAUCACUUGCAGAUCAUGAAUCUUAAGACCUACACCCAAUACAGCGUUGUUGUUCAAGCAUUCAAUAAAGUUGGUUCUGGACCGAUGAGCGAAGAACGAAGACAACACACGGCUGAAGGUGUACCCGAACAACCACCCCACGACACGACUUGCACUACUCUUACUUCGCAAACUAUCAGAGUUUCAUGGAUGUCGCCUCCUCUUAGUGCUGCAAAUGGUGUUAUUACUGGCUACAAGGUUAUUUAUGGUCCAUCUGAUACUUGGUAUGAUGAAAAUACGAAAGAUACCAAGAUUACCUCCUCCAGCGAAACGAUUUUACAUGGCUUGAAAAAAUAUACGAACUACAGCAUGCAAGUUUUGGCCUUUACCUCUGGUGGCGAUGGCGUGAAAUCUGCACCAAUCCACUGUCAAACAGAACAAGAUGCCCCCGAAGCACCGAUCGCCGUUAAAGCACUCGUCAUGUCUCCUGAAUCAAUUCUUGUGUCUUGGCGCCCACCAAAUCAACCAAAUGGAGUUAUUUCGCAAUAUACCGUUUACACUAAAGCUGAUAGCGCAGAAAACCCAACUAGCCAGAAAGUUCCACCUAAUCAGUUAACUUACGAAGCUACUGGUCUUGACAAACAACGAAGAUACGAAUUCUGGGUAACUGCUAGCACAAACAUUGGCGAAGGAGAAAAUUCUAAGAUUGUGACAUUAGGACCAAGUGUACGAGUACCGGCCAAGAUUGCAUCGUUUGAUGACAAAUUCACUGCGACUUACAAAGAAGAUGUAAGGUUACCUUGUCUUGCUGUUGGUGUACCGGCACCGGAAGUAGUAUGGAAAGUACGAGGCUCUGUUCUUCAAACCAGUGAUAGAUUGAGACAAUUACCCGAAGGAUCCUUGUUCAUCAAAGAAGUUGACCGUGCUGAUGCUGGAGAAUAUUCGUGCUAUGUUGAAAACUCUUUUGGACAUGAUACUGUUACUCAUCAACUUAUUGUUAAUGCUCCACCACACUCACCACAAGUUACUCUCACGGCCAUGACUACCAAUUCGCUUACAAUGAAAUUGCGACCUCAUUCAACUGAUAAUGCACCUAUUAAUGGAUAUACGAUUCAUUACAAACCUGAAUUUGGUGACUGGGAAACCGCUCAAAUUAGUUCUUCGGUUCAAAAGUAUACUUUAGAAAACUUAUGGUGUGGUUCUCGAUAUCAGAUCUAUGUUAAGGCUUACAAUAGCAUUGGAACUGGAGACAAAUCAGACACUUUGAACACUCGUACCAAAGGAUCGAAACCCAUUAUUCCUGAAGCAGCAAGAUUUAUUGAAGUAUCUACUAACAGCAUUACCCUUCACUUAAGCGCUUGGUCUGACGGUGGCUGCCCUAUGUUGUACUUUGUCGUUGAACAUAAGAAGAAGCAUCUACAAGAAUGGAACCAAGUAUCUAAUAACGUUAAACCGGGCGGUAACUUCGUAGUUUUGGAUCUAGACCCUGCUAGCUGGUAUCAUCUUCGAGUUACGGCUCAUAAUAAUGCUGGAUUUGCGGUAGCCGAAUAUGAAUUUGCAACUUUGACUGUAACUGGAGGUACAAUUGCUCCGCCGGUACGUAACGGUGGUAAUGAGGAUACCGACGUCAGACGUUAUUUCCCAUGGUUACCGAGUUGGCUCGAUGUUAAUGUUGUUGUACCGGUUGGAGCUACGAUCGUCGUCAUUAUCGUAGGAAUUGUUGUCAUUUGCGUCGCAUUAUCUAGACGAACCCGAGGCCCGGAACAAACACGGCUGCGAGGUAUCUCUUCAGCCGACGAGAAAUAUUACGAGGGACAAUACGACGUAGUAUAUCAACAAACCGGUGUUGGUGGCGCUACACUUGACAAACGCAGGCCUGAUCUUCGAGAUGAAUUAGGAUACAUCGCACCCCCGAAUCGCAAACUUCCACCUGUUCCUGGCUCCAACUAUAACACCUGCGAUCGCAUCAAGCGAGGUACAGUGAUAAGUGCGACAGGUUCGUUCAGAAGUCACUCAACGUGGGAUCCAAGGAGGCACAUGUAUGAGGAAUUAAAUCAUUGUGCACCCAGCAGAAGGUGCCCACCUCCACCGCGUAUGGGCAGUUCGGAGGGUCUUUCUCACAGAGGCAUGGAGGAUGAGAUCUGCCCGUACGCUACUUUCCACUUAUUAGGAUUCCGUGAAGAAAUGGACCCAAGCAAGGCUAUGCAAUUCCAAACUUUCCCUCACCAAGGUAAUGGACAUUCCGGAACUAUGGGACCACCAGUUGGACAUCCGACUAAUGCUUCUGCUCACAGUCGCUCUGGAUCUCAAUCUAUGCCUCGUCAGAAUGGUCGUUAUUCUAGAGUACCAUCCCAAGGAGGUGGCAGCGGAACUCAUGUCUUCUCUCCUGAAUACGACGACCCUGCUAAUUGCGCUCCUGAAGAAGAUCAAUACGGCUCUCAAUAUGGACAAUACGGUGCUCCUUACGAUCACUAUGGCUCUCGUGGAUCAGUCGGCCGUCGUAGCGUUGGAUCUGCUCGCAAUUUACCAAGCUCUGGAUCACCCGAACCACCUCCACCACCACCAAGGAAUCACGAUCAGAAUAACUCAAGUUUCAACGACAGUAAGGAAAGCAACGAAAUCAGCGAAGCAGAAUGUGACCGUGAUCAACUUGUCAACCGCAACUAUGGCGUGAAUGCUCGCGGCAAGGACGGCAUGACCACCGAGGAGAUGCGUAAACUCAUAGAGAGGAAGCCAAACGAAGCCCCCGGCCGGCAAACCGGCAGCCCCCACGGCGGUCACGGGGGACUCCUCACACCCUACGAUACUGUGGCAGUGUAACCUGUAAAUCCAUCAUCAUCCAUGGUUUUCCGAUUCUCUCGUUGACUCCGACCGAAGACUCGAGAGAUACGGAAACAAAGCGCACGCUAACUCUUCCCCCGGUGCUGUCGUCGGUCCAAUUUGCAACGAUUUUAAUGAUUUAAAAAAAAAGAAAAAGAAAAAAAAGGAAAAAAAAAUUACAAAAUAACAUCGUCGCGAAUAGAUUCUAGAAUUCGAUGAAUUCAAUUUUUAAAAGAGUUGUGCACACGUUUUAUCAGAUGUAUGUAUAUACGUACGAGACAACGAGCAUCGUCCUCGCGACGAAAAUUACCUCCUUCGUCCAUCUAUGACCAUAUCACGAAUGACUUUUGUAUCCUUGUUGGCCUUAUCUUUUAGUUUCUUCUUUUUCUUUUUUUUCUUUUCCUUUUUUACUUUUUUAUCAUUAUUUAGUAGCAUUAAUGUUUAAUUCUAGCUCUCAUUAUUUAACCAAAGGCCAAACUCAAAACUGCCUCUCUAAUUAACUGCCUAACGAGGACAAAGGAGGUCGAAUGGUCGACGGCUAGAAAUGAAAAUAAUAAUCGAUUUUAGAGAAUUCUUAAGAUAAAAAUUGUUUCUUCUCGGAUCUCAGGCGAUUCGUGACACCCGGCACAGGUUCGCGGACGCUCUCUUACGACAGCGAAACAAAACGAAAUAACAAUAAGGCAAUAGCAUACAACAAAAAUAUAAAUCAACACAUAUGAAAAAAAUAAAAUUUAAAAAGAAAUAGACAAAAGAUCGUGAGAAGAAAAAGAAGAAAAGAAAAAGCGUGCUCUCGGCGACGGUUCAUUUUCCGGGGGUUUUACGCGGGAUAUCCUAGGUUAAAAGUCAAGUCUCGUCCUAUUGGACAGGUUAAGACGAUAACAUGAGAUUAGUUACUCGCUUUUAAGUCAUGGUUGUGCCACACUGCCGCUACCCGCAGGCAUAUAUACAUAUAUACGUUACAUAUGUACGUAAAUAACAUAUAACAUAUACAUAAUAUACGAUUUAUAAUUUCGUAACGAAGGUUGUGUCCCCCCGGGGGUCGAAGAUGUAUCGAGUCUCAAUGUCGCGGAGAGCAAGUGUAGAGAUUGUCGUCGUCGUCGUCGUCGUCGUCAUCGUCGUCGUCGUCAUCGUCGUCCAUUGAACAAAAAUGAUGAGAAAUAAAUAUGAAAGAAAUUUAAAUUUCAAAUUCUCACCGAUAGACUUAUCCGAAGGAAGAACGCGGCACGCCAUCGGAAAAAAUAAUUAAAAUUAAAAAAUAAAAAAAAAAGAAACAAAUAUAAUCGUCAUUACGUACUAUCUUUACAGGCUACGCGCACAUUAAAAAAAAAGAACACAUUUACACUCUCAUACAAUCUUUCGCAAUACACAUGUUCACAUAACAAGCUACACUUGCUGUCGGUUCUUAAUCGUCCUAACAUAAAAAAAAAAAAAUAUAUAUAUAUAUAUAAAUACGUGUAUAAUGUGAAUUCGGUGCGUGUAUACGUAUUUAUAGAUCUACGCGUAUCUAUUACCG